AUGAGUGCUGGCAGCAGUUGCGGCACCCCGUGUAGCAUAGGUAAUGUCUGCCUUACAGAUCUAUGGCGUGCGCUGUUCAAGUCGGCCUGGGGGCUCGUCGUGGCCGUCCCGUGCCUCGCGGCAGCUGCUACAGAGGUUGACCUUGCACGUGUCCAGCAUCACCUCGUCAGCCAGACGAUGUAUGGUUCAAACGCAGGCUUUGCGGCAGUCCUCGCCUGCAUCGCGGCUGUCCUGGUGACCACCUGGUUGUUCGUCUCCACGAGGAAGCGGAGCAGUUCUUUGGCAGGAGGCCCGCAAUCUCAGGAGAAGUUGAGGGUCUUCGCUGGGUGGGCGCAGCAGCAGAUCGAAGAGUCUUGCCGCGAGGCCCACCGGCAAAUCAUGGACGAUGUGAUCUUUACAUUCGCUGCGUACGCCCAGCGGCUGGAGAAGGAGUCAAGCCGAGCACAGCGAAGGGUGGCGAUGAUGCGGCUCAGCGUGCUCAUCGAGCUGUUGGAAACGCCCAGCGUGAACGUCGCGCUACGCAGGGUGAACUGGGAGUGGCUGCGAGACUGGGAGCACGGGCGCCUGGAGCCACGAGAUGCACGGCUCCGCUGCACUGUGGUCUUGCCCACGAUCUGUGCAGCCGCGCGUGCACAAGGGCUGGAGCGUCACGGCCGUGCGGGAGGUGCGGCUUCCGAGACGAGCUGCGACAGGCUGGAAGGAAGUAUUCGGUACCUGGCAGGCUGGUGUGCUGACUUCCUUGAGCGACCCGACGUUUGCGCAUUCUUGAAGGCUGGUUGUGAACAUCAAGGGGCUGCGGUGGCAGGGGAGCACCCUGGGUUCCAGAGCGCCGGGGCGCUGGAGUCCGAGUCCUCGGACGAGGAGGAAGACAUCGAGCGCAGCGUAUCGGUGGGCACUAUUCGGAGUGAUUCUGGUGAAUGCGACGCUGACGAUGGCGUUAGAUACGAGGACUUCUCCCGCCGAAAGUUCGACGGGCAGGAACACUGCUGGGACGCCCCAGACGCUACGGAGACCUUGGUGCGUGGGCGCAUGGCCCUUGCGGACUACUUAUCGGACUCGCGCAAGAUUCGCAGUCAGAGCUCUAUGCUUGACCUGGUUGAUGUUCACCUCAUGAAGUCCAGGGAGGAAGUGGUCUUCUAUAGCCAGAGCUCGAAGAGCAGGAUCAAGUCGCUGCGGAAGGCUGGCGACUCGCGCUUCUUCUUCGUCUUGAACUUCCGGCUGCCCCCUGUCCACCUGUGCAUAACCUGGGCGGUGCCAGAGGAUUGCGCCUGGUCGAGACGACCAGAGGGCGUCCUCUUCGAGAGGUUUCUGCGCAUGAGCGAUAAGGAGCGGAACUUGCGCGUGAAGGUAUUGCCAAAGGUGACGGAAGGUCCAUGGCUUGUGAAGACGGGCAUGCCGGACAGGCCUGGUAUUGUCGGAAAGAAGGUCGACAUAGUGCACAACAGCGGACCAAGCCAUACCGAGAUGUCGGUGAACUGCAUCUCCUCCUCGACGGGCCGCCGGAUAGUGAACCUGCUGACGGGGGCGGCGAAGCACUUCAGCCUGGAGCUCUACCUGAUCAUCGAAGGCCAGCGACAGGAUGAGCUUCCCGAGCGCAUCUUGGGGGGCUUGUCGAUCCACCAAGGUGACCUGUUGAAGAUCCAGAUGGAGUGA
Prorocentrum cordatum is the source of this 1653-nucleotide messenger RNA. The record is from the annotation of a GenBank genome assembly. NCBI's taxonomy places the organism in Eukaryota, Dinophyceae, Prorocentrales, Prorocentraceae.